CUUUCAAUCCUGUUCUCUCUUUCUUAUGUAGCUUCUCCCUAUAUAUAUACACUUUUGUCCAAAACAUAUUUAGGAAAUCAAGACAAGUAUCGAUCAUCAUCGAUCACCAGAGUGCGUAUUUGCCAAUAGCUAUAACAGAGCUAUUAGCAAUGGAUUCUAGUAGUGAUGAAGGAACAACGGUGAUGAUGAGGAGACCACGAUCAGAGAUUGACACCAGCGCUCCAUUCCGAUCAGUCAAAGAGGCUGUUAUGUUAUUUGGUGAGAGAGUUUUAGUUGGUGAAGUCUAUGCCAACAAACUCAAAGAGUUACAGGGUGCAGCUGCAACAAUUCACAGUGACAGCAUUAAUCAUGGCCCGUCUAAGCUUGGGACCGUAACCGCUGAGCUAGAAGAGACAAAGCAGAACCUCCAAAAAGCAAGAGAAGAGGGAAUGUUAAUGGCAAAUAGUCUUAAUUCGCUACAACAAGAACUGGAACAAACAAAAAAAGAACUUCAAAAAUUGAAAGUAAGAGAAAAUGAUUUCAUUGAGAAACAAUGGAUAGAAUCUGAGGAUAUCAAAGAUAUAAGGUUCAUCGAUAUUAAGCCAACAACAAAUGUCGAAGUCGAAAAAACACGAAGAAUUAAUGUUGAAGAACAAGAUGACGAGGAGUUUGAGCUGCAAAAGAAGAGAUAUGUAAAGUUUGCCAGUCCUCCGUCAUUGACUAGAGUCAUAAGCAGUCCUGGUGAAGCUGGUGAUGUACUAAAGAGAAGCCCGUCUUUGCAAAAGAAAAAGAAGAAGCCACUAAUCCCAUUAAUUGGUGGAAUGUUUUCUAAAAAGAAAACAAAUCAUCAACAAGCUGUCUAUCCAAAGAGUACAAAAGCUGUCUGAUUCCAUCUUGGAUUUGUUUGUACGUUUGUUUUGCGAGCAACUCUACAUAUGAAUUGAGGAUUUCACAAACAAAUAAGGGCCUCCUCGCAGACAUGGCAUUUCGUUGAUCUUGAACCGUUCAGUGGUUUAGUAAAACGUAUGCUAUGCAGUUGAUGAAUUUUCAAAAAACUUUUUUAUUGUUUUGAACUUUUGAUAUAGUUCAUUGUAAUUCUUGAAAUAAACUAUUAGGAGAGAUAUGCAAGUGAAAAUGUAAUUUUACAUGUUGGUUCCUUGGCCUCCAAUAUCGUUUAUAUAAGACUCUACUUAGCCCUCACUGUUAUAAAGCUAAUGAAAAAUUACUUAUUCACUUA
Papaver somniferum (opium poppy) is the source of this 1216-nucleotide messenger RNA. RefSeq names its product WEB family protein At1g75720-like. Bases 150 to 866 code for a protein of 238 amino acids. NCBI's taxonomy places the organism in Eukaryota, Viridiplantae, Streptophyta, Magnoliopsida, Ranunculales, Papaveraceae. The transcript is spliced from 2 exons. The record is from RefSeq and is a predicted model, not a curated record.